This is a messenger RNA of Rhododendron vialii, 3318 nucleotides long. Its product is annotated as F-box/kelch-repeat protein At3g06240-like. NCBI's taxonomy places the organism in Eukaryota, Viridiplantae, Streptophyta, Magnoliopsida, Ericales, Ericaceae. Gene Ontology annotation, molecular function: protein binding. The transcript has a single exon. Bases 331 to 1440 code for a protein of 369 amino acids. The record is from RefSeq and is a predicted model, not a curated record.
CACACUCUCUCUCUUUCUAACUUUACUCUUUGUUCUUCUCAACUCCAACCCAGCAAACAAAACCCAAACCCCCUUGCCACGAUCGAUUUCACCCUCUCACACCGGCAAAAUCACCCCCUCCGAUCAAUUAAUCCCCCCUCUCUUUCAACCAACGGCAUCAUCUUUCACCCCAAGUUUCUCUCGCCUCUGCCUCUUCUCUCUCUCAACUCUGGGAGACCGUGAAAGAGUCAAUAACAGGUCGCCGGAGCAAUAAGCACUAUAAAUUCAAUUUUUUGCCCACCGGUUAAACUCCUUUUUCCAUAUAUAAGAUCUCGAUCCGAAGCGGCGGCCAUGUCCAGCGACGGAACCCUCCCCCGGGAGGUCCUCACCGACGUACUCUCCCGACUACCUGUCAAAUCCCUCUGCCGAUUCAAGUGCGUCUCUCCCUCCUGGAACUCCCUAAUCUCCGACCCCUACUUCGCCAAAACCCACCUCAAUCGAACCAACACCCUCAAAAACCCUAAACACCUCUACCCCAACAAGAUCAUCAUGUCCACCUAUCACAGCCUCUACUCGGUAGACUUCACCAACCUAAACCCGACGAUCACAAAGCUUGAUUUUCCCACGAUGGCACAGCAUGCCGCCGCCGCAGUGCGGAGCUCUUGCGACGGCUUGCUUCUCGCUUCCAACAACGACCGUUCGGUUUUAUUCUUGUUAAAUCCGUCCACUAGAGAAUGUAACAAAUUCCCUCCCCCUCCUUCUGUCCUCGACCCCGUUCAUAAGAUAUGCGGGUCUCAUUAUGGGCUGGGUUACGAUUCUUCCACGGAUAAUUACAAGGUUGUGAUCAUCUCACGGUAUAAUACUCGGUUCUUUCAGUAUAAUACUGAGUUUUCUCAUUCUUUUACGUUGUUGGAUGUCUACUCGCUGGCAACUAAUGCUUGGAGGAGAAUUACCGGUAUCGAUUAUCGCCCCAUGGGAAACUCAGGUGGGGUUUUCUUUAAGGGGUGUAUCCAUGGCCUUUGUUUGAGGGCCUGUUCCCAGGUGAUCUUUGCUUUCGAUUUGUCUGAUGAGGUCUUCAGGGAAGUGCCGCUGCCUGCUUCGUUUAGUGGGUGCAAGAUUUCCUUGUAUGACGUGGCGGUUUUUGGGGGUUCUCUCUGUUUGGUUAGUAGACAGGAAACUAAGGUUUGGAUGAUGAAGGAGUACGGGGUAAGAGAGUCGUGGACUGAAUUUACGGUCAGUUCUGGGUUGCGUACAGCCAAUUUGUUGUGUUUGUUAGCGGAAGACGAAUUUUUGCUGAGAACCACCAAAGAGAAACUUAAGCAGCUGGUUGUGUACAAUCAGAAAAAGGGCAUGGCAAGGGACAUGGUGGUUUGCAGCAUUCCGCCUAGAUUUUCAUUUGAGGGCACCUAUGUGGAGAGCCUCAUCUCUCCUCAUCACGGAAGAGGGAAUGGGAGGCAAUGAAUGAGAAGCUUCUUCUGGUAUUUCUUUGGAAUACAAAGUACUAUGUGCCUUCUUUUGUUGAUAAAUAGUUGUGCGAGCUUCUAUAUUUCAACCUUUCUAGAAGUUGCAAAUCCAUAUAUCCCUUAUUGCCAUUUAUAUAGAUGUGCGUUGGGGCAGGUGGUUCAUGCUCCAAGAAUGUCUUACGGAUCUUCCUAUCCUUUUAGUCACUGUAAUUUUACUUCUUGUAAUUUUGCUGUUCAUUAAUAAAAUUUUCUUUGCUGGUCAAAAAAAAAGGAGAAUGGCUUAUGGAUGUUUUGCUUUGGUGAUGGAUAUUUCAUAUUAGAAUGUGUAAGGUCUUGUGUUGUCUUUACCUGUCCUUAAAUCCUUUGUUUUAUUAUUGUUUUUAGUUAGGUUUCUCCGUUAGUUGUCAUGUUAUGUUUCAUAUGAUAGAUGAUGUUCAUUUAUUGUGUUAAAAUAUUAUUCAAAUUUAAUUUGUGCCUCUCCAUUAGUUGAUUUCAAACAAGUUUUCAACUUCCUGUGUUUUCUUUUUUCAUGUUCAAGCACACUCAAAAAGUUACAAGCUUCAUGUUUAGGUUUGGCUUUGUCAAGUUAAUUAAUGGCCAAUUUUGGUUGAACUGCUUGUCCACUUAUUGAAUUGAGCUUUAAAUGAUCUAAAUACUUUGAUUUGCAGUUGGUCAUAGUUUAAGUUUGAAUAGCUUGAUUGGUUCUACGACCACAAUCUAUAAGUUCAAUUAGUUGACAUAUUCAAAUUUAGUGGAUAUGGAUAAAAAAAAGGGUUAAAUAUCUACUUCCCCCCUAAGCUAUUCCAAUUUUAGUUACUUCCCCCCCGAACUAUCAAUUGAAGUUACUUGCCCCUCCAACUAUGAAAACGUUAUUCCCUUCAUCCAAUCCCUCACUUCAGUCAGACCAAGAUGGUAUUCUUGGAUGGAAAACCUCCAGACCAAACCUUUUGGCGCCCCAAAGGUUGAUUUGGCGCCAAAACAAGGGUAAUAUGGACAUUCAAGCUCAAACCCUACCAAUCUAUUAUAUAUCCUUCUUCUUUGUCUGUAUCUCGGUCCCCAUUCCAAUCCAUUUCACCCUUCCUCUCACUCACUUUCUUCGUCUCUCUCUCUCCCUCCCUCCCUGUUUCUCUCUGUCUCUCCUCCCCCCACAAUGAGCAGCUCUAGCAACUCCAAUCCCAAUCUCAGUCCUAAUGAACAGAUUUGCUUUUGUGGACAAAGGUCUCCAUUGAGGACCUCCUUCACUGAAGAGAACCCAGGACGGAGGUUUGUAGGUUGCAUAAACUACAAGGUAAUGAAAUGAAAUUCUUUUGCUACAUGUAUGCUAAUUCUUGGAAUGAAACUAAUUUUCGGAUUUAAUACAGACAAACUGUAAGUGCAAGUUUUUUGACUGAAUUGAUCCUCCAACUUGCACAAGAGGAAUGGAUUUUGGCAACCAUGUAAUCAAGAUGUUGAGGAAGGUAGAGGCAGAAAAUGUAGCACUGAAGGAGAAAAUGCAAAAAAUAGAAAGGGAAAAUGCAGAUUUGAAGACCUCUGUCUCAGAAAAUGAAGAGGAAAUUGAGUCAUUGAUGAACCUUGUACGAAAGCAAAGUGGAGAGGUGCAACAAUUGUCCAAGCAGAACGAACAAGCAAUCAAGAGAAGUGAGGAUUUGGUGAAUUUGCUGACACUAUCCCACCGGCAAGAAUGGCACUUGAAGCUGAUUGUAUUGGCAUUGGCAUUGGCAUUGGUUGUAAUUUGUUUCCCCAUGUUUUCUAAGUAUUAUAAUGUUCCAAGUGACAAAUUCCUAGCAUUGCCAUGAGGAGCACAUGCACUCCAAAUGCCAAGCACCUAUCUGUAAUGUGUUUUAUAUGAAUGAAUGAAGUUUUUUCCUAGCUUAUU